Messenger RNA from Rhagoletis pomonella (apple maggot), 2157 nucleotides. RefSeq lists its product as uncharacterized. The coding region runs from base 1 to 2157 and encodes 718 amino acids. The transcript has a single exon. The record is from RefSeq and is a predicted model, not a curated record. NCBI's taxonomy places the organism in Eukaryota, Metazoa, Arthropoda, Insecta, Diptera, Tephritidae.
AUGGAGUCCACCAACGAAAAUGAGGCGAAGCUGGCACGUGUCUUAAGUGGAGAUUAUUUCGGCAACAUAGAGGCUGUUUACUGCGAAACUAUUGGUGAGCUCAAUGAUUGCAUUGAUGAGUUGACGGCUGCUAUUCAACCUGCCGCAAAUUCAACUCAGUCAAUAACCUAUGAAUCACAGCCGGCUUCGAUAGCCGCACCAAAAUCAAUUUUACCGAAAAUAGAACUUCCGAAGUUCGAAGGUACAUAUCAAGGGUGGCUGCAGUUUAAAGAUAUGUUCACUACAAUUGUAAUAAACGAUGCAGCACUCUCGAAUGUACAACGAUUACAUUACCUCAAAAGCUGUACUCAAGGUGAAGCGCAAAACCUGCUGAAAAAUAUACCGGUAACCGACAACAAUUUCCAAAUUGCUUGGGACAUUUUAACUAACCGAUUUGAUAACAAGAGGCGCCUUGUUAAAACAUUCUUACAAGAAAUAGUUCGAAUUCCACCUGCCCAAAGUGAGUCUGCAGCUUCGUUGCGUAAAAUCUUAGACAGUAUAGCUGAGGCUCUUCGCGCCCUUUGCCAACUGGGGUGUCCUACUUCGCAUUGGAACGACUGGCUUAUAUUUUUGGUUACAGAGAAACUGGAUCCAAUCACUAUAAGAGAUUGGGAAAUAUCACUUUCAUCCCCAAAUUAUAUUCCAAAAUACGACGAGUUGGUUAAGUUUCUCGAAGCUCGUAUCCAAGGCCUAGACACCAUGGUAGACAAAGCGAAUUCAAGGUCAGGGGACAACGUUGGUCGACGAAAUCCAUCUUCAACGCACCACUCAACCGGCAACGCGUCGCGUUGCAGCAGUUGCUCUGGAAAACAUGCUCUUAUGUUUUGUCCAGACUUUCGAAAACUCUCUUCGUCAUUAAAACUUAAUUUCGUCCAAAAAUCUAAGCUGUGCAUGAAUUGCUUAAAACCAGGGCAUGUGGUCAAAACAUGUUCAUCCACAUAUUUAUGUCAGAGGUGUCAACAAAAGCACCACACUAUGCUACACGACGGUCUACAAGCGCAAUCAGGCGUAGUCGCAUCCCAUCACUCACGUUCGUUUGAAGCUUCUAUAUCAAACCCGGGCCAAGUAGUGCUUGCUACAGCCCAGAUUGAGGUAAGUUCAGCGACUGGUCAUCGCAUGCGACUCAGGGCGCUAUUAGAUAGUGGCUUUCAAGCCUCAUUUAUCAGUGAGUUUGCUGCACAGCAGUUACACCUACGACGCACCCGACUUAAAGUGCCUGUUACGGGAAUAGGUUGCUCAUCGGUCGGAACGUCCACUGGUAUGGUCGAGAUUACCGUGCACUCUAUACGGAAAUCAGAUUUCAACAUUCGAUGUUCAGCCUUAAUACUGCCACAAUUAAGUCAGCAGCUACCGAGCUCUCCCAUGGAUCCCACUCAUUUCUCCAAUUUUAAAGAUCUAAGUCUUGCAGAUACCCAAUUUUAUCAGCCCGGGUCCAUAGAUGUUAUUUUGGGGGCUGAUAUCUAUGGGCACCUUAUUUGUGGCGAGAUGCGGCAGACCACGACUGACGCUCUGUUCGCGUUACAUACACAACUAGGCUGGGUUAUUCUCGGACGCUAUCCGGAAUCAACGGACCAAUUAAGCGCAAAACUGUGUGCUUCAACAAUUACGGAGCUUGAUGAACUGGUUAAAGACUUAUGGGCCUUUAACUCGUGCGAAAAGGUGGAGUCGUCAUCAUGUCUGACUCUCGAUGAACAAUACUGUGAAGAGUUUUUCGAGCAAACCGUACGCCGGACCUGCUCCGGCCGAUAUAUCGUCCGCUACCCAUUUCGUGAACAAGCAAAUCUCUCCGUUCUUGCAGAUAGUAAGUUUGAUGCCGUGAAAAUUUUUCAUUAUCAGAAUAAGAACCUUGCAAAAGAUCCAUAUUUGAAAAAUCUGUACGAAGAAUUCUUGUCUGAAUAUUUACGCCUUGGACACAUGGAACCAGUUUACGAAGAGACAGAGCCAUCUAAUGUAUGCUACAUUCCACAUCAUGCGGUGUACAAAGAGUCCAGUUCAACUACCAAACUAAGAACAGUUUUCAACGCGUCGAGGAGAACCCGCUCUGGUGUUUCUUUAAAUGAUUGCCUACUUGUCGGUCCAAAGCUUCAAAAUGACUUGUCAUCGAUUAUACUAAGAUGA